AUGUGCUUAGCACAGACCAUACUUGGCUUCUCUGCUGAUGCCAAAUCGGUUCGAAAGACGCAGGGAUUUCUCUUUAAUCUCCUUGCUGUUGCUGUUAGUACAGGGGAUGGGGUGGUUUUGGCAUCGAAUGACUCGGCGGAAGGUCUUCUGGAGGGGCUCUUGAAGAUAUUGGAGGACUUCCUCGAGGAUUCCCAAUGUUGUGAAUUAAUCGCUUCCCCAAGCAACAACAUUGAUUCACUUCCAUUCUCCCCAAGUCACGAUGACCGUACUAGACAAACUAUCGCUCAGGCGUAUUGUGCGCUGAAAGUUUUAUCUGAACUGGCAAAGAAUUCGGCGAACAAGGGGCGCAUGUUUCUUCGCAGAGACGUCUUAAAGCUUCUUGCUCAGAUGUUGAGAUGCGAAAACCUGUACCAUGCAUUUUUGACGUGUACCCUAGAGACUGUUUGGCUCGGUUCUUCUUUCUUGUCCGCAAAAAAUCAUGGAAAGACACUCCAAAUUCUAACCGAAGGACUUCUUCGCAUACUUGAAACGUCGACUUCACUCAACGCAACCAGCACUGAUUUUGAAAAUCUAUCCAAAGGAGUCUCUCAUCCUGCCCCAGAUUUCAGCAUCUCCGGAAAAGUGCUUUCGAUACUUUCUACUUGCUCUCCGGAAUGGGGACUGCCUGAUAUGCUUGUGCGGAGAUUCCUGAAAGACAUAUCCAGAUUGCUCUUCCUUCAGCACAUGGUCGAUGUUCUGGAAUCUGUUGCCGAGAUAUGCUUAAAUCUGGCCACUGGGUUCCCAAAAAUAGCUGGGACUCACGAAGAGUUCAUCCCUGGAGUUCUUCAGCUCCUCCACAGCGGGAAGUGUCUUGAUCUUGCCGUUGAGACGUUGUGUCAUAUUCUCCCGGCUCACUCGCUGGAAGCAUACAGAGAUGAAAUCCGAAGGUUGUGCGAGCGACAGCUUCUCUCUGAUACUCAGGUUCACUCCCUCUCCGAAUUGCUUGAGGACUUGAUCAGCGGCCCUGGUUCUACCAGAACUCUAGUCCACGUAAGCAGUUGCGCAGAGAAUGACGACAAGGAAACCUUUGUUGAGUCCAAUAUUGGCAAUGACCGAAAAAGCAAAAAUGGGAAGUAA
Molecule: messenger RNA, 1116 nt
Organism: Chondrus crispus (carragheen)
Lineage: Eukaryota; Rhodophyta; Florideophyceae; Gigartinales; Gigartinaceae
Exons: 1
Coding region: 1-1116 (371 amino acids)
Source: RefSeq, a predicted model, not a curated record